AUGCCAAUUCUUGCUUUCCAUUACAGGGACCUGACAGCGAAUGAUCUACCUCUUCUGGAGAAUCUGCGCACUAAAUCCUUGUCUGCCAUAAGGGAAAAGUAUGGUGUACGCCCAGAUCAGAUUCGUGCAUACUUCCACUACCAACCAUGUUUCUAUCAUCUGCAUGUCCACUUUGUCAGUUUGAAAUAUGAUGCACCAGCCAGUUCAACUCUAGCCGCGGUUCUUCUCGAUGAUGUCAUCAACAAUUUGAAGAUCGUACCAGAUUUCUACAAAAAGGCCACGUUAACAUUCGCCAGGAAGCGGUCGGAUAAGCUUUUACAGAUGUUUAGGGAAGCUGGUCGAUUUGAAAUUGAAUAUUUAUGGAUGGAUCUUAAGGCUGUGAUUGAAAUGUGCUCGCUGCUUGUCUUGUACGGCAGCGAGACCGGAACAGCUGAAGAUGUUGCUGAAGGUAUCUGGAAGGAAGCUCGAUUACUGGAUGUACCCGCUCGAUUAUUCGGUAUGGAUCAAUACGAUAUUGAGAAUCUACCCAACGAGAAAGUCGUUGUAUUCGUUGUGGCAACAACAGGACAAGGUGAAAUCCCUCCAAAUAUGCGUUCCACUUGGCUGCGCAUGUUACGUAAAAGUCUUCCACGGGACUGGCUCCAGAAUGUGAGCUUGGAAUCUUUUUUGCGAAGUAAACUAGAACUCUACUAG
Messenger RNA from Cooperia oncophora, 693 nucleotides. The record is from the annotation of a GenBank genome assembly. Lineage: Eukaryota; Metazoa; Nematoda; Chromadorea; Rhabditida; Trichostrongylidae.